This is a messenger RNA of Spirometra erinaceieuropaei, 258 nucleotides long. The record is from the annotation of a GenBank genome assembly. Lineage: Eukaryota; Metazoa; Platyhelminthes; Cestoda; Diphyllobothriidea; Diphyllobothriidae.
AUGAAGAAGAAGAAGAAGAAGAAGAAGAAGAAGAAGAAGAAGAAGAAGAAGAAGAAGAAGAAGGGGAAGAUGAUGAUGAUGAAGAAGAAGAAGAAGAAGAAGAAGAAGGGGAAGAUGUUGAAGAAGAUGAAAAAGAAGAAGAUGAUGAUGAUGAGGAUGAUGAUGAUAAUGAUGAAAAAGAAGAAGAAGAAGUGGAAGAAGCGAUCGCUGGAACAAGGGCUCUAUUCGCCUGACUUUUCGUACUCUCACUUGGGUUAG